CUCAAUUUCACCAUAUCUCCGCACUUCUGUAUGUGUAAGCAUAUUGUGCUAGCUUCUUGUUUAGCAUGGUGAUCCCUGGGUGCAGGACCUGCUAGACUGGAAAAGUCAGAGAUCCCAUUUCAUCCUUCAGUAACCAAAUAGACCUGAGCGCACUCUGCCUCCUGCUGACAAACCUACCGAUCUUUGGCCUGGAAAGAGAUGUGCUAAUUUCCUUGUUAGGUCUGCAAGAAGAGAACGUGACAUAAAGAAAGAUGAUAUCUCUAAACCCUGGAAAACAGCGUUCUUACAUAGCAGCCAUUCCACUGUUACUUGCUGCUGCCUUCAUUGUUGCUGUAAACAGUGAUUGUGGUGUGCCACCGCGUUUUAAUUUUGCUGAGCUGAAGGAGGAGUUCAGAAAUCAGAAUAAGUUUGCUGCUGGUAACAAAGUGGAAUACAACUGUCGCCCAGGUUAUAGCAAGGUACAAAGAUCCACUCUUCAGUGCAUGCAAUAUUCUCGAUGGUCAGAUGCCGGAGAGUUUUGCAAGGCAAGAUCAUGCCGUCACCCUGGAGAGCCAGAAAAUGGCAGACUUGUUAUUCUAACAGAUCUCACGUUUGGUGCAACAGUAAACUUCGUCUGUGAAGAGGGGUACAGACUAAUUGGAAAUGCAGAAAGAAAAUGUGUGCUUGAAGGAUCACAAGUUAUAUGGGACAAAGAUAUUCCAUACUGUCAAGUGAUACCAUGCAAGCCUCCUCCAGAAAUAGAGCACGGGACACAUACUGGGACAACGAUGGAGGAAUUCAACUAUGGGACAUCUGUCACUUACCAGUGUAACACUGUAGAGAGGGGACAGGUUCCUUUCUCGCUUAUUGGAGAGCCCUCCAUUCACUGUACAUCCACGGAUAAUGUAAAUGGAGACUGGAGCGGGCCUGCCCCUGAAUGCAAAGUCGUUCGCUGUGAACAGCCAAGAGUUGACCAUGGAAAACAGAUGACCGGAUAUAGUCCGGUAUACACCUACAGAGCCUCUGUUCUGUUUGAGUGUGACCACCGCUACACCCUCAAAGGCAGUAACGUACUUCAAUGCAAUGAAAAUAGUAGAUGGGAUCCUCAGUUACCAGUUUGUGAGCGAAGUAGCUGUGAUGACCCACCUUACAUUCGUAAUACUGUUCAAGAUCAUUCUAACGGCAACUUGUUUCCGGCUGGGACUGUAGUGAAGUAUAACUGUGUGAGAGGUUAUGAGUUAAUCCCUGGAAUAUCCUCUGCGAGUGUUACCUGUCAAAAAGAUUUUACAUGGUCUGAACAUCAAGAAUUUUGUCGGAAAAUUAGAUGUCCAUUUCCAAACAUUCCCAAUGGAAGAGCAAUACUUGGAAAAGCAACCUAUGAGUAUGAGGACAAGAUUCGCAUUGAAUGUAAUCCCGGUUACGCCCUCAAAGACCAUUAUGGAUCGAUUAAGUGCGAAAGUGAUCGUACAUGGAAUCCUCCAUUACCAAUUUGCGAACCGGCUUGUGAGACACCUGCACGCAUUUCUAAUGGACGGGACGACCGUGGCCAGAAAAAUGUUUUCCUUCUUGGCUCAAGUGUGACCUACGUAUGUAACCGUGGCUGGUCACUUGUUGGAGUAUCCUUCAUUCAAUGUAUAGCUGGUGAUGAGGGAGCUCCGCGCUGGGAUGCACCUGCCCCUGACUGCAAAGCUUGUGAGACACCUGCACGCAUCUCUAAUGGAGGGGACGACCGUGGCCGGAAAAAUGUUUUCCUUCUUGGCUCAAGUGUGACCUACGAAUGUAACCAUGGCUGGUCACUUGUUGGCGUAUCCUCCAUUCGAUGUACAGCUGAUGAUGGGGGAACUCCACGCUGGGAUGCACCUGCCCCUGACUGCAAAGCUUGUGAGCCACCUGCACGCAUCUCUAAUGGACGGGACGACCGUGGCCAGAAAAAUGUUUUCCUUGUUGACUCAAGUGUGACCUACGUAUGUAAACGUGGCUGGUCACUUGUUGGAGAAUCCUCCAUUCAAUGUAUAGCUGGUGAUGGGGGAGCUCCGCGCUGGGAUGCACCUGCCCCUGAGUGCAAAGCUUGUGAGCCACCUGCACGCAUCUCUAAUGGACGGGACGACCGUGGCUGGAAAAAUGAUUUCUUUGUUGGCUCAAGUGUGAGCUACUCCUGUAACCCUGGUUGGUCACUUGUUGGAGUAUCCUCCAUUCGUUGUAUAGCUGGUGAUGGGGAAAUUCCGCGCUGGGAUGCACCUGUCCCUGAGUGCAAAGCCUGCGAGCCACCUGCACGUAUCUCUAAUGGACGGGAUGACCGCGCCUGGAAAAAUGUUUUCCUUGUUGGCUCAAGUGUGACCUACGAAUGUGACCGUGGUUGGUCACUUAUUGGAGUAUCCACCAUUCGCUGUAUAGCUGGUGAUGGGGGAACUCCACGCUGGGAUGCACCUGUCCCUGAGUGCAAAGCUUGUGAGCCACCUGCCCGUGUCUCUAAUGGACAGGACGACCGUGGCUGGGAACCUGUUUUCCUUGUUGGCUCAAGUGUGACCUAUGUAUGUAACCGUGGUUGGUCACUUGUUGGAGUAUCCUCCAUUCAGUGUAUAGCUGGAGAUGGGGGAACUCCACGCUGGGAUGCACCUGUCCCUGAGUGCAAAGGUGAAGCAAAUCAAUUCUCCUCUGUGCAACAUGGUUCGUGAGAGUGUAAAGUUUGUCCACUGUGGUGUGUCUGUGACAGAACUGAGACCCCUGCUGGAAGCAAAGAAACUGUAUCUGGAGAUUCAGAAACUUAAGCGGGACCUGGAAAAAUACCAGGAAUAGCUGAAAUCUAUGACCCAUUACUGUGACAAACUGUCUCCUUUGGAUGCAGUUUGUAUAAUUACUUCGUACAUAUGAUGAUUGUUACUAUUUGCAGAGAACUUGCUAGUACAUCUAGUGAUUGAGGAAGAGAUUAGCCAGUACAUCAGGAAUCAGAUUUUUUUCAUGCUGUGUGCCAGCAGUUGGUUUUUUUUCCUUUCCUUUCAAUCUGACAAAUGUAAGUCCCUACUUGAUAAACUAGGGAUUUCAUCCUCUUAUGUUUGUGGGGACUAUAGUAAAAGGACUGAAUUCAGACUCCUUUCAGUUCAGAAAGGGAAAGCAAGUUGAGAGAAACUAGAUUAAAAUGUACGGAAGGAAACCUUCAGUUAACGCAAGCUUCAGACCCUAUGCAGAAUACACCAACAACCUUGAACUUUCAGAAAUCACCCAACUGUUGCAUAUAUUUAACCUUAAUGCAUUAUAACCCAAACACAUUUAAAGUAGUGAAUGGCUAUUUAACUGCCUGAUUUCCAUGAACCUUAAGGGCAACUCUGUUCACAAAUCCUUCUGCCCCACUGAAAAUGUAAAGGUUAAAAAAGCCAAUUUCUGCCCUAACCUCUUAUUAAAAAAGUUGGCAGUUUUUUCCUUCCCAAACUGAACACAUCUAUUUUUGGUUGACAUCAGUGCUGAUCUCAUCUGUAGCAUUUCUAUAUCCUCUCUCACACUCCCACGAAUCAAUGGUGAAAAUUUAACUGUAGACAACAACCUGCUAACCAUUUCCCCCUUGCCCAAUGAAUGAUAGGGGUGUCCUCUAACCUACACCUUUGUGAUCAAGCAAUUAUUUCUGCCCUGCCGGGCUACAAUAAAGUGCAACUGUAAAAACUGCC
Molecule: messenger RNA, 3638 nt
Organism: Chrysemys picta bellii (western painted turtle)
Lineage: Eukaryota; Metazoa; Chordata; Testudines; Emydidae
Source: RefSeq, a predicted model, not a curated record